Mixia osmundae IAM 14324 is the source of this 1839-nucleotide messenger RNA. RefSeq names its product glycoside hydrolase family 16 protein. Gene Ontology annotation, biological process: glucan catabolic process. The transcript has 6 exons. The coding region runs from base 1 to 1839 and encodes 612 amino acids. NCBI's taxonomy places the organism in Eukaryota, Fungi, Basidiomycota, Mixiomycetes, Mixiales, Mixiaceae. The record is from RefSeq and is a predicted model, not a curated record. Gene Ontology annotation, molecular function: hydrolase activity, hydrolyzing O-glycosyl compounds.
AUGGAUGCCAAAUGCGAGAUAUCGCCUAGCAAGCGGAAGAUGUUCAUCUUGCUCGCAAAGAGCUCACAGUCUUCUGCGCUAUACAUCAGGCUCUUUGACUGUCCCACUCGCUCCUCCGCUUGUCCAGCCUUGUUGGCUUUUGUACGCGCGCGCCUUCUCUCCCCUUGCAAAGACCCAACAGUUGCGCUACGCUUGGCGACUCGAUGGCUUGUGAACACCGCGCGACUUGACUCACGCCUUGACCACCCAGCAGAGCUGAUCAGGAUGGGCACGUCAGAAGGGUCGAUCCGUGAGAGAAAAUCAGUCGCGUCACCGAGUCGCGUCGUCGGGUCGCCCAUUCCUCCAAAGAAGGCCAAAGCCGGCUUCCCUCGACGUUCCUGUCUUACGUCAGUCGUUCGCCACGGAUCGUAUAUAGUCACUCGCCACAUUCACUCAUCCCAUUCUGCCGACACCUUCUUGCUGUGCGAGAAGAACAACGGCUUUACAUACCCCUCUAUAAGACACUCUUUCAUAGCUCCAGGCGAGCCCUGGACCUUCACGCUCAUUCACAAACACAUAUCUAUAAUGAGGUUCGGAUCGUUACUUGCGCCCGCCGCCGUUCUCGCGGUCGCGAUCGCGCUCUCCUCGCCUUUGUCCGUCGAUGCCAAGACCUGCACGAAGAAGGCGGUCGAGAAGCACCACCACCACCACCACCACAAGUCGCACCACAAAGCCACCGGCAGUGUGCUGAUGGCCGCAAAGUCUCACAAGAAGCACAAGAAGCAUCACAAGAAGCACACUAAAAAGACCGGUCUCGUCAAGAAGUGCAAGAAGGUCACCCAUAAGAAGCACCAUCAUCAUGCUUCUGCUGCGUCGGCUAGCACAGCCAAAGCGAGCACUUCUACUGCUGCCACCACUGAUGGCUCCUCGCUGCAAAACCUGACAAGCACGAGCGGCAAGAGCACGAGCAAAGGCAAGGCAGUCUCGACGCCUUUCAAGCUUACCCAAUCCUCAGAGGGCUCCAAUUUCUUUGAUAGCUAUGACUUCUUUACCGCCGCUGACCCCACGCAUGGGCAAGUCCAGUUUGUUGACGCCGCGACUGCGACUUCAGCAAAGCUCGCCUACGUCAAUUCUGACGGUCAGGCGAUCAUCAAGAUGGACGAUACCUCCAAUCUAGCUUCCGGCCAGGCUCGUAAGAGCGUCCGCCUGACCAGCAAGAACAGCUUUACUCAAGGCCUGCUCAUCAUGGACGCCGCAAAGAUGCCCUAUGGGUGCGGCACUUGGCCCGCCUUCUGGACCGUCGGUCCCAAUUGGCCAAAUGGCGGCGAGAUCGACAUUGUCGAAGGUGUCAAUAAGGUCGCGACCAAUCAGAUGACUCUACACUCAAGCAACGGGUGCAACCUUCAGCAACCCAUGGCCGGCACGGGCACCGUGCUCGGCACAAAUUGCUAUGCCUAUGCGAAUGGCAACGCUGGCUGUGGCGUCAAGGACCCCUCGACGGCUUCAUAUGGCGCGGGCUUCAACGCAGCAGGCGGCGGCGCUUUCGCAACGCUGAUCGAUACCACUGGCGUCUCUAUUUGGUUCUGGAGCCGCAACGAUAUCCCUAGUGACGUCUUGGCAGGCACGCCGUUGCCAUCGUCUUGGUCUCAACCAAAGGCGCACUGGGCUUCCUCAGGUUGCUCGCUCAGCUUCAUAGGGCCGCAGUCUGUGGUGUGGGAUAUCACCGCCAACGGAGACUGGGACCGCGCAGUCUUCUCGUCAGACGGCUGCCCUGGAUCUCCUCAGGAGUUCAUGAUGACCGGCAGCAAUUAUGCCAAUGCCGAGUUUGCGGUCAAUUAUGUCAAAUGGUUCGAGCAAUAG